UGUCUGGAACUGAUCCAGAUCAUCAGGGCUGGAUUGGCUCCAGGUGCAAAAAUGCUGUCAGGCUCAUUAAGAGGGACCUCUCCGAGAUCCGGCUGUUCAGUUCAGCUCAGAGUAGAGCUCAAAACGGACAGAUUACUACCAGAUAGACUGCUGCGUUACAGUGAGCGAAAAAUCAUUUUGUGUUAUGACUUCCAUUUAUCUUUGGCUCGAUUACUGACUAUAGAGCGACACUAUAGAAUUGCUGGUUAGUUGUUACGGAGUUUCUGGAGUUUACCUUUAGUUUCUCGUUUGUCAGAAUUAUUUGAGAGUAUUUGUUUUGGCGAAAAUACUGGUGGAGAAAUCCGUUACCUGAGAAUAACAAAUCAAAGAAAUCCGCUUUAAACGAAUAAUUUUACCAGGGAUUCCCCGUCUCCGAAUGAAGGGAUUUGUACGCAUUUUGGGUUGCAGUCUUUCUAGAAAAUUGGUUGACUCAUCAUCGUCUUGAGUGCCUUCGCCUGGUUUAUGUUUUGAGCUCUCCCGGAAAUGGUGGGACACCUACAUUUACAAGCUAUGGAUGAUAGUCUGAAAGGAAAGAAUCGGGAGGGACUGCUUGACAGUCCGGAUUCGGGACUCCCUCCGAGUCCAAGUCCGCCCUUCUAUUCGCUGUCUCCAGGUCUGCUCGAGUCGCGCUCCGGGAGUUGUACGACGCUAGUCGAGAACCAUGGAUACUAUAAAAAGGAGAGCAAAGGCAAACUGCUGCCGUACCUUCUCCUGAACUCAACGGGGACGGACCCGAGGGCACGCAUGUACCCUGUCUUCUUUGGUGAGAGCAUCGAGGUCAACCCCAAACCUGAAACGGAGAUCAAGUGUAACUCUGAAGUAAAGUACGACUCAGACAGGCACUACCGGGACCAGGUGUACUGUGCUCCUGUUCCCACGGUGACUUCCUACAGCGAGAUGGUGGUUGCCGUGCAGAACUGCACCUGGCGGCGCUACAAGUCCCAGGUGUACCUAGAGCCACGUCAGAGGCCCCUGCACUACCAAAGCACCACCAUCGUGUACCCCAAACACGCCAAGAACACUUACCGUACCACGCUCAACUACAACGCUACGGGCUCCCAACGCUGGUUUGUCUCCACCGUCCAGCUGAAGUCCAGUGAGGACAGCAGCCCCUGCAUUCUCUACGCUGAGGACCUCUAAACCUGAUUUCAGACCUGACCUGCCUGGCUACUCCUACUGUUGUGGACUGGACACACAGAGGCAGUUGGACACACAGGAAGACUGAUAGACUGACACACAGAGGGUGGUAAUAUUGCAUAAGGGAUAUGUACAUUUAAGUCAUUUAGCAGAUGCUCUUAUCCAGAGCGACUUACAAAUUGGUGCAUAUUGUAGGGGGAGUACAUCAAAUCACAAAGCCCUUUAAAGAGUUGUCCUUCAUGUUCACUUGUCUUAUGGAGCAGAGCGCUGCCAGUCUGUAGCCUCCUCCUCUCCAGGAACACCUCUGAUAGUUGAGCAUGACUCUUUGAGAGAUUGAUGGUACCAUGUUACACAUCUUGUUUGACUGUAGAGAUUCAUUAUAGAAAUGUACAUAUUCAUGCUCUAAAGGAAACGUGAAUCCACACAGACACAUGCAAAGCAGUCUAAUAGCUUGGUUGCACUUCUUUUAAAAUGGUGUAAAUUAUGUGGGUAUUCUGAAAAGAGGGGGAAACCGAAAUGCAAUACUUAGCAAUUGAAAGAUUGGACCAAAGAUUUUGUUACAAAGAAGAUUUCACCCUAGUAGUAAGUAAUUUCUUUGUCACAUCCUCAUCAGACUCUCAAACACGACUCCUGCAUUAGAUCUACAUCACAACACUGCAUCUUUCUCAUCCCAACAAGUGUCUUGAGGGUGUCAUGAGCACAUCAUUGUCGUCUCUAAAAAGAUGUCCAGUGACGUCAAACUCCUCUCUGCAGGUUUGCUGUCUUGCUUUGACAGACACCAAACCACAUCUACAUGACAUAAGACAUUAGUGACCUCAAACUCUAGAACUUACCUUUUUAGUCUGAUAGACACUGAGGUAUUUUAAAGCUAGAAUCCUUAAUUGAAACAAUAAAGUGGUCACUUUGUUUUGGUAAAAAGCUGAGAGUGGGCGUGGA
Coregonus clupeaformis (lake whitefish) is the source of this 2112-nucleotide messenger RNA. RefSeq names its product refilin-A-like. Bases 523 to 1179 code for a protein of 218 amino acids. The transcript is spliced from 4 exons. Gene Ontology annotation, cellular component: actin filament bundle. Gene Ontology annotation, biological process: actin filament bundle organization; negative regulation of chondrocyte development; skeletal system morphogenesis. Lineage: Eukaryota; Metazoa; Chordata; Actinopteri; Salmoniformes; Salmonidae. The record is from RefSeq and is a predicted model, not a curated record. Gene Ontology annotation, molecular function: filamin binding.